AUGGUGGAGGUGGCCGCCCCUGAGCCGCGAGCAAUGACGGCCCAGCAACAAGCACCAGGUUUUGCAUCCAGCUUUGCAUGGCGGGGACCGGUAUCAGCAGCCCGGCCCAGGGCCUGCGCUCAGCCCCCAGCCGGGGAUCCGCAGCGACGCGAGGCUGCCAGACCCGGCGCUGGCGCUUCCCUCUUCCUUUUUAGUUAUUCGCAGUUAGUUACAUUUCUAAUGGAAGCGAGGAAAAAGAGUCGGGAGAGAAGUGCGGGAGCAGCUCCGCCGGGAGAACACGGGCUAGAGAUAUCCCUGGCAGCGCUGAAGAGCGGAGAGAGUUUGGAGGGAGCGGUGACCGCAAGCGUAACUCUUUUCGUUGUAGGCAAUGGGUACAUGGAUGGGAAGGAGCUACAAAACUUCAUCCAGGAGCUGCAGCAGGCGCGGAAGAAGGCAGGCUUGGACUUAACACCUGAAAUGAAAGCUUUUGUGGACCAGUAUGGCAAGGCUACUGAUGGAAAAAUAGGAAUUGUUGAGCUUGCUCAGGUGUUGCCGACGGAGGAGAAUUUCCUGUUGUUCUUUAGGUGCCAGCAGCUAAAGUCAAGUGAAGACUUCAUGCAGACAUGGAGAAAAUAUGACAGUGACCACAGUGGCUUCAUUGAUUCUGAGGAACUUAAGAGUUUCUUGAAAGAUUUAUUACAGAAAGCAAAUAAGCAGAUUGAAGACUCAAAGCUAACAGAAUAUACAGAAAUAAUGCUCAGGAUGUUUGAUGCAAAUAAUGAUGGAAAGUUGGAGCUUACUGAACUAGCCAGGCUACUCCCAGUACAGGAAAAUUUUCUUAUUAAAUUUCAGGGUGUCAAAAUGUGUGCAAAAGAGUUCAAUAAAGCCUUUGAGAUGUAUGAUCAAGAUGGCAAUGGAUAUAUAGAUGAAAAUGAACUUGAUGCACUACUGAAGGAUCUCUGUGAAAAGAACAAAAAGGAAUUAGACAUUAACAACCUUGCGACAUACAAGAAAAGCAUCAUGGCCUUGUCUGAUGGAGGAAAGCUUUACCGAGCAGAACUGGCUCUUAUUCUCUGUGCUGAGGAAAAUUAAAACUCUUCUCUCAUGUCCACUUAACUAGUGAUGUAUUCUAUCUACACGAUAACUGUGCACUAUAAGGGAGUAGGCUGUAUUUUUAAACUGCAUAUAGAAAAUUAGCCAGGAUGUGUGGCACAUUCCUUUAAGUUUGUUUCUAUACUGUUUGUAAUGUACAGUUUUUGUAACAAUAAGAUUGAUAAAGAGAAUGUCUAUGUUUGGGCCAGUCUGUAUAUUCAAAAGAAACUAAAACAUGUUGGGGUUGGUCUUUUUUUUUUUUUUGCUUUCAUGAACAUGCCUGAAAAAAAGUUACGCCUGCCGUUGUUGUGGUUACCAUAUCCUUUGACACUUGCAACAUUUUUCCUUGUUGAUCUACAUAACAAAAGGUCUAGAAAUCUCUUUUCCACUCACAACUACACUUUUUUUUGUUUUUUUUUUAAAUAUAUGAUACAAAUUUAGAAGAAAUAUGAUUUAGGUUGGAAUAAGAAAAAGAAGUAGGCAUGUCUACACUCCAAAAGUUACCAAGAAAUAUUUCCAGUUGUCAAACCAUCCACUUACAGGUCUGUGCUCUCUGUAAUUUUUCAACUACUCUUCUCAUUAUGAAUUCAAAGUAUAUAGAGGAAGCAUUUAUCUGGGAUAGAUCUCCACGCAGUAGUUGACAAAAAUAUACUGUUCUCAAUCUUGCUGUUUAACUUUACUGAAUUUAAACAUAGGCACUUCAGAAACAAAUGCCUUUAAUCUGUCUUGGAAUCCUGGCUAAGUGACAGAUAGCAUAGUUAAUACAGAGAUUAACAUAUGAUAUUAUAAGUGUACCUUUCAUGACUAUUGCUGUGUCAGAGAAUAUGACAAUCCAUUUUCUAAACUAUUUUCACAUUUUGCAGGUUAUAUUAUUCUAGUAAAUUGCUGUUUUUACAUCAUAUUCCGUGUAAUCUAUGAUUAAAUUUAAUAUCCUAAGACUAUUGUUGUCUAGUUUGUCUAUCUCCUGGAUGUUCUUUUCUGUAUCAUGUAAAGGACAAAACGAUUAUUUUGAAAAAUUGUGCCUCCUUGGAUCUUACACCGAGUUAUUAAUCUGUAAUAAUACCAAUAAAAGUUAACACUAAAAUAAACAAAAGAUCUAGUAAAGAUUUUAUAACAGUUAAGUAAUUCAGUUUACCCAUGUUCUGCUUUCUAUUAAGCUAGAAAGGUAUUUUUUUAAAUGUGAAAUGUAGUAUGGAACAAGCUCUUCCUUCCUUUUUUUUUUUUUUUUUGGCCUGGCUUUUUUACUUUACACCAUCUUUGUACCAGCACUUCUAUGAACAUCCAGGCCAUCGCACACAGUAUAUAUUGGUGUCGGAAGGACAUUGGGCUGUGUCUUAAAGUCAUUAAAUCUGUGUUGCUUCCAUACACAGAAAGCUGUUUCAGAAGCAGGUUAGAAGAUUAGCUUUAUAUAACUUCUCAAAUGCAUCUCUUACUUAACAAGCAGAAGGAAAUGCAUUUUAUUUGAAAUGUAUCUCAAGCAAUGAGGCUCAGAUCCUCCAAGAUUAUUUUGGCACUCAAAUCCCACUGAAAUUAAUCCGUGACCUCAGGUGAACUCAGGCAACUAAAUGCCAUUUCAGAAACAGCCCUAAGGCCCCAGGCUCCCUCAGCCUUGGCCUUGGAAUGUUAUGGAGUGCAGGAUGGGGCCUUGCUGAAGAAAGGCACAAAAACUGAAGUGAAAUUAAUUUAGCUCAUUCCCAUGGCUUUACUCCCACUCCACACAGUGAUUUAACUUCUCACCUGCUUGUUCGCUCUAUGCAAUGUGAAAUACAAUUGUAUAUGUAAAGUGAAGGAAUAGUGAAUAGAUUAUCUGCCUAUCAGUACAAUAAAUGAUUGAUAUUGUU
Molecule: messenger RNA, 2912 nt
Organism: Meleagris gallopavo (turkey)
Lineage: Eukaryota; Metazoa; Chordata; Aves; Galliformes; Phasianidae
Source: RefSeq, a predicted model, not a curated record